UAACGCUAUACUUCAUGCCUUACCUAUGCAUGUUUGCCCUGCUGUCUCAAUUGCUCCAUGUUCCACGCACAGCCGUCGUCCUCUACUCCAUGUCUCGUGCCUCUCCCAGGUGCUAUCUCUUGAUUGUCGUUUUGUUCCUUCAAGAGAACAAUUCAUCAAGAGACGAUGCUCGCACACAAACCAACGUCUCGCUCUGGAUUGACACGCAUGAUAUCCGUGACCCUAGAUUAGAAGCAAUUGUGCAUCUCUGCAGCUAGAAGCAUUCUAGAUUCAGCACACUGAUAGGGUAUGCAAAGCAAUGGUCACCGGAAUUCAUCGAGUUCCAACGAUCUAUUCCAGAUGAGCCAGACAAACUGACAUGGACUGACGCCUGCAGGUAGUCAAGGCAUCUGUUCGACCUUGCGCAGCGGAUAUAGAGCUGAAUGGGAGAGUCUGCGGAGCGUGGGUGCAAGGGCCGCAAAAGAACGGGCUUGGCGUGCAGGGCGCCCAGCUGGAAAUGUUAAUUCACCCAUCGCCUGCACCGCGCGACAGGGCAUCCACGCAAUACAGAGACUACGGUCUGCCAAUCCACUCUCUCACAGCACUCGCCAUGUCGGUCCCGUCCAGAUUCUUCUCGCAGGGCUUGCAAAUCCGCCAGUCGAGCCUACCACCGGCCUUCCUCCUCCCGUCUCUCUUCACUUCGUCGUUCUCGACCUCGAGCCCAGCAGCUGCUCGUCGCGACGGCAACAGAAACAGAGGUGUAUCAGCUCUUCGUCGUACUGGACUUCGCCCUCGCCAGACCCUCUCAGUCAAGGUCAAGGACUUGCCCAAGCCCGUUACGGACAUCACACAGCGCUCAGAGAUCGAUGUAGACCCGGACCAUGGGCUCUGGGGUUUCUUCAAUCGCGACAGACUCCCUUUCGCAACACCAGAGUAUGACAACAACCACGGUCGAGCUUGGACUACUCAAGAGUUGAGAGCAAAGGACUUUGAGGAUUUGCACAGGUUGUGGUGGGUGUGUGUCAGGGAAAGAAACAGACUUGCUACCGAGUCAUACGCAAGAGCAAAGGCAAAGGCUGGAUACGGUGAUUUCGAAGCCGAAGAAAGAGAGACUCAGGUCAAGCUCACUCAAAGGGCAAUCAAGCACGUUCUGACUGAGCGCUGGUACGCUUGGGAGGAUGCCCGCAUGCUUGCUGAGCAAGACCCUAGUGUCAACCUCUACCCCGAUCCUGGAGAGCCGUCUUAUACUCCUGAUCAGGAUGCUUUCGAGAAGUACGAAGAGCCUCAAGAGACAGUAUCAGCACAGCAAGAUGGACAAUUGCCUCCGCCAGAGGCUCAAUCACAAGUCAUUCCCGAGCAAAUCAAGACACAGCAGGAGACGCGGGUGUAGAGCAGUAGAGCAGAUCAGG
This is a messenger RNA of Aureobasidium subglaciale EXF-2481, 1388 nucleotides long. RefSeq lists its product as uncharacterized. Gene Ontology annotation, molecular function: structural constituent of ribosome. The transcript has 3 exons. The record is from RefSeq and is a predicted model, not a curated record. The coding region runs from base 497 to 1369 and encodes 290 amino acids. Gene Ontology annotation, biological process: mitochondrial translation. Gene Ontology annotation, cellular component: mitochondrial ribosome; mitochondrial large ribosomal subunit. Lineage: Eukaryota; Fungi; Ascomycota; Dothideomycetes; Dothideales; Saccotheciaceae.